CUUUGAUUCUAGUGUGUGUGUGUGUUUAUAAGUAUAUGUAUAAAUAUAGAUAUGAGCCUAAAUAAAAUACUUCCUGCUAUACAGUGUUGGGAUAAGGGCUACUUUCUUAGUAAUACAUUACUUUUUGUGGUGCAACAAUUGUUUUAAUUGCAUAAACCACACAACAUUGGCCCGAGUGAACAAGAGAAUGAACAAUUUACUGCUGAACUGUAUUUUGUAUGCCAUUCUCGUCUGUCCUAUAAAACGAAUCAGAAGUCAGAGCGUGGAACUUGUCUUGAAGACCUGCCAGUUAAUACUUAAUCCUAAUGACGUAGUGACGUUUGAGAUUUUUGUUAAUACUACAGGGGCGACGCAAGAGUUGUGGCCCUUGGAUGACAUUUAUUUACGUAAUAGCUGGACAUCAACAUCUUGUCACGUGAACAUAACCAGGGAUGGGUGUGGCCACGUCAACGAGUCAAUGUGUGGUUACUGCGAGCGGCAAGGGAAUGGAGGGUUUUAUCUUCUGUUUCCGAGAUUCCAGGCCGAGGGUUACACCUACGUUGAUAGUGUAUGGGAGGGGAAGGCAGGGUCAAAGAGUAACUACUGGACUUUCUAUUCAUCCGAAUUUGAUCCAAAUGCUAUUUCCUACAAAUACAUUGGCUGGGACACUUACUGGAGCACAGUCUACUCAUACCUGACUGGCGGCUUCGUACAAGGUGUUGUAAGACACGAACUCUACCUCCCCCGCACUCUCGCAUCCAGCUUUCAAGUAGGAACAAAAACUGGUGAUUUCAUCAACGUGUCAGACACUUUAUACAUUCAGCCUACGUCUACUCUACAGGAAGAUGUUGUUUUCGUUCUAACCAGAACAAACUGUCAAUUUGUCUGUGGGCCUCUGAGUGAACAGUUCAAAUUGGAAGAUCUCAGACUUACUUUUAACAAGACACUGGCCACUAUAAGUGUAGUAAAUCAAUACUACCCAGCAGAGAAGGUUAAAUGUCAAGUAUUUUCUGGCUAUAUAGAGGUUAACCUGGCAACUAGUUUAUCGUGGCAAGAAACUUCUUGCACAUUCUCUGUCAAUGAAACAAGUGGCCAGGAAACAUUGCCUAUAGAAAUUAGAGUUUUUGUUCCAUUCCUUCAAUCGUCAUGUCGACCUACUGAACUUAUAAAAACAGGUAAGGACACCAUUUUUAUUAGCACAUUCGUACUUUCAAUAUAAUGACUUAUCAUGGACUAAUUUCCAUUUUUUAUACACAUUUAUAAGCCUUUACAAAUAUCUGUUAUAGCCUAACAGUGCCUUUUGUUACACGGGCUAAUACAAUUGGACCGAUUUAUAAACACACACUCACACACACAAUUGUCUUACGAACACAAACAAAACUGAAUUGGGCGUCAAGCUGCUUCCACAAAAAAUCUGUCACGGGCAAUGCCUGAAGCCUCUUCCCACCUGCUCUAAGAACCUCCAUGAAAGUGUGGCGUUAAGUUGUAGUACGAUGUCCCUGUUUGCGCUUUCCUAAAGAUUGAGUUUGGGGUGUAAGCUAACAUUUAGAAUUAGAUAUAGUCAGAGACACUUUCUUCAUCUACAACAACAAUGAAUGCAAGUGGCAUUACACUUGUAGUAUACAUCAUGUAUGAUAUUCAAUAUAAAUGUAUGUUUUGUAAAAGUGAAUUUUAUUUUAAUUUCUAUAUUAAUUAUGUUUACAUUAUGAUUAGUAAUUUACUGCAGACAGUGGAGUAGCUAGGAAUGUGCUUUAAUUUUGCUUGACCUCUUUGGGCGCCCUGCAUUUUGCGUAAUAUUUAA
This is a messenger RNA of Biomphalaria glabrata, 1780 nucleotides long. RefSeq lists its product as uncharacterized. The coding region runs from base 188 to 1198 and encodes 336 amino acids. The record is from RefSeq and is a predicted model, not a curated record. The transcript has 7 exons. NCBI's taxonomy places the organism in Eukaryota, Metazoa, Mollusca, Gastropoda, Planorbidae.